UUUAUUUAAAAAAAAAAAUCAUUUAAAAAUUUCCUAAUGGAUUAUGCAGGAGAUGAUUAUUGUGAUGCCCACCAAGAUGAGACUCUUGACACAAGCAGUGUUGAACCAACACCCUACGAUCAAUUCUUCAUCAAAUUCGAGGUCGAAUUUAUUAGGGAACAAGAAGAAGAAGAAGAUGAUGAUGAUGAAUUCGAUAUUUCCCGUUUAGAGAGCAUUAUUAAAACUGAAAUAUUUCAUGAGAGAUGUGAUCGAUUGCCCCAUAACAACUUAUCGUGGCACAAUGUUACAAGAAUGUUACAUAUCAUGGAAGUGCCGGUACAUAGACAACCAAUGAUAUUACGUCAAAUAUGUUCUUUUGCUGAUAAAAUUGCCAAUGAACCUUAUAAUAGGAACAAGAAAAUAUUGCCAAUGACAGUUUAUUUUAGCCUUCCUGUCAAUUACUUCAUUGAAGAAAGUAGAGAUGAGGUAAUUCGUCCUGCCAAUGAAUUGGUUGAAGAAGAUUUGGAGAAAGUGAAAAUUGAAGAAACAGAAUUAGGAAGUGAUUGUGUGUGUGUGAUUUGUAUGGAAAAGAUGGAUGUUGGAAGUGAAGCAACAAAAAUGCCUUGUUCUCAUGUGUACCAUGGGAAUUGUUUAAUGAAUUGGUUAGGGGUAAAGAGGGUUUGUCCAACUUGCCGCUUUGUGUUGCCCUCCUGAGGCAAAUUCACGAUCUAGAAUUCAAUUGACUUGGUGAAUUGUUCAAGAAAGUUUUUUGUUUCGUUUGGUCUUUUAAUGAGUAGCAAAUUCAGAAUCUAGAGUUUAAUUUGUUUGAGAAAGUUGUAAGAUCCAUAGUUAGGUCUUACAAAUUGUGGAGUGCUUUUGUAUUAUGAUUAACCGCUAGGAAAUCGAUCAACCAUUAGUUUGAAGAUUUAUACUAUGUAAUAGUCAAAUUAAUAAAAACAAUUACUUAUAUUAA
Solanum dulcamara is the source of this 952-nucleotide messenger RNA. RefSeq lists its product as uncharacterized. Lineage: Eukaryota; Viridiplantae; Streptophyta; Magnoliopsida; Solanales; Solanaceae. Gene Ontology annotation, cellular component: cytoplasm. The transcript has a single exon. Gene Ontology annotation, biological process: protein ubiquitination. Gene Ontology annotation, molecular function: ubiquitin protein ligase activity; zinc ion binding. Bases 37 to 693 code for a protein of 218 amino acids. The record is from RefSeq and is a predicted model, not a curated record.